AUGGCCGGCAAAAAGCCCGUGAAAGCAAACGUCAAGCAAGAUGACUCCACCAACUUUCCCGGCCUGCAGCAGCAGCAGCAGCAGCCGGGAAGUGUGAAGACUGCGUAUGAGGAGCGCCAGGAAGAAGAGCUGACCGCCCUAGAGGCCAUUUACGGAGACGACUUUGUCCAACACAAGGCUGCGCACAGUGCUUGGAAGAAAUCAGAACCGUCCUUCGAUAUCCGGAUCAGGGCGCCCUCAGAUGAAGACGUCGCUUUGACUUUGGGUGUUGUGUUGACCGCAACGUACCCCAAAUCAGUACCGUUGCUUACGCUCAAAGACCGCGAUGGCCUGCGGGAUUCGACCGUGUUCAAAGCACAGAAAUAUCUCGAGAAGAACGCCAAAGAACAUGCCGCCGAGGACACGGUUAUGAUAUAUCUGCUUGUGGAGGGGAUCCGCGAGAUAUUGGAAGAUGCAGCCAUCGCCAAGGCACAAGGCCUGGAGCUGCCCUCCUUGGAGGAAGAACGAGCAGCCCACGAAGCUAAGAUCGCGCAGGCUGCUCUGGACGAAAAGCAGCAGGAGGACCGAAAGCGCCAGGAAGAGGCGCUGGAGGAGGAGCGUGCUCUCGGAGCCCUGGUGGAACAGGAACGCGAGCGCCAGCGCACCAAGGCCAAGGAGCUGCGGAAGAAGAACAGGAGCCACAUUGGCAGCACCAAGUCUCCCGAGCGUGCUUUUGGUUCCGAAGCUCCCGACGAAGCCAUGGUAUUCGACGAGCCGUGUGAAAUGGUGGACACGACCGGAAACACCGUCCAGUUCAAGGCCGUGACUGGUCGAUUCCUCAUGCAUACGGGACCCAUAUCGAAGAUCUAUCUCGUGAAACCUAUACUUCCGGGCGACCAGGACGAGUGCAGCCUGGCGCUCAAACAAACAGAGCUGCAGACAAGCGCCAACGACUCGGUGGCAGUCCUGAAGCAGAUGCAGUCUCUAGAGACCCAGCUGAUCGCUCUGAAACGGCUGCGUCGCCAGAAAGUGCACCGCAACAUUGUCGACGUGAUCGACUUUCGAAUUGACCGGGCGUCUGGCAUGCAAAGUGUGCAAAGUGAUGAGUCACCUGGACAGCCCCAGCCGCCUCCGACCUCGCCCACGCGUACCAAACGGCCCAAGUCUCCUCGGCUAAGCCAGUCCCAAGGCUCGCUCACCCAGCCCCUGCAGCCGCAAGAGCAGACGACAUGGACUGUCAGCAUUCUGAGCUUGAUGUCGGACAAGGGAUCGCUCGAAGAUAUAUUGGAGCUUGCUGGACACCUGGAAGUGACAAAGGUGCGGGCUUGGACCCGGGACCUCCUGGAUGCUCUCGACUUUCUGCACGGUCACGGCCUCCUCCACGAGGAUCUUCACCCAAGCAAUGUGCUGCUCUGUCGGGAUGCCACCAGUGACAUCAUCCCGAAGCUUGCCGACGCCUCUUACCAGCAGCUGAUGCACAGCAUCUACUCGCGCAGUGGUCCCACGAUCGCAUCCACACGCACAGCCCGAUCUGCCUACUGGUUGCCGCCCGAGAUUGCUGGAGCAUCGCGGCCGACGUACACACAGAAAACAGAUGUCUGGGAUUUCGGCCUCAUAUUUCUGCAGAUGGUCUUCGGCCUCGAUGUCCCUCAAAAAUACCAUUCCCCCAAGGACAUUAUGGAUUCGCUCAACUUGUCCGACCCCCUGGCCGAACUGGUGUCCAAGCUGUUUAUGCCGGAUCCCAAGAAGCGGCCACGAGCCUUUGACCUCGGCUCCAGCGAGUUCCUGGCCACGGAUGCACCGAUUUUGUCUGAGGACACGUUCGCAGUGGACGACGCCAUGAUCUCGAUCCCUCAGAGCCUUCCGACCCGGUUCCGGCGCGACUCGACAACGCGGGUGCCGAAAGCGUCUCGUUACCGUGAAGAUUUUAUCGAAGAAGGCCGCCUUGGAAAAGGCGGUUUCGGAGAGGUUGUGAAGGCGAGAAAGAAGCUGGACGGGCAGAUCUACGCCAUCAAAAAGAUUACAAUCACACAGAGCUCCGGAGACAGCCUCACGGUUACCGACAUUCUGAAGGAGGUCCGGCUUCUGUCCCAGCUCAGCCACCCGGCCGUUGUGCGAUACUACAACGCAUGGCUGGAGGAGAUACAUGAUUUUUCCGGCUCGGAAGGUGAAACAGCCACAGAGGGCUACAGUUCUAGAGAGAGGGAGGAUCUGGAAGGCUUUAAUAUCGAGUUUACGAAAAGCGGUGGCUUGGACUUUCUGUCUUCUGGGCCGUAUCCCAACAUCGUGUUCGGGUCCGAUUCGGAUGAGGAGGGGGGCAAUUUUAAUGCCACGGACGAAGACAGCAGCGAAGAAGAAGAGGAAGACGAGGUUGGCAGCUCCGACGACGACGCUUCGAAUACUACGGAGACCAACGACGGAAACAAUCGGAUGCCUGCUCGUGGCUGGUCGCGCACCAGAAGGGGCAGUCAACGGCCGAGUCGUACGAUCAUGUACAUCUCCAUGGAGUACUGCGAGAAGCGGUCUCUUCGGGACCUCAUCGCACGAAAUCUAUCAAAGGACACGCAAGAGGUAUGGCGACUGUUCCGACAGCUUCUCGAAGGUCUGACACACAUCCAUGGACUGGGAAUCGUGCACCGUGACCUGAAGCCAGACAACAUCUUUAUCGGAUCUGGAGCCGAUGGCGUGAACAAUGCCAAGAUUGGAGACUUUGGGCUCGCUACGACGGGCCAGCUUACUGCGGCCGACAAAGCGUUGACGUCUGGAACGAUGGAUGCGACUGACGAAACGAGAAGCAUUGGCACGUCGGUGUAUGUUGCACCAGAGGUUCGAUCGGGAGGCAGCGGGUCUUACACGACCAAGGUUGACAUGUACUCACUCGGCGUGAUCUUCUUUGAGAUGUGCUACCCGCCGAUGAUUGGGAUGCAGCGUGCAGACGUGCUCACGAAGCUCCGAGGGUCUCCUCCUGUGCUGCCGGCAGACUUUAAGCCCAAGGAAAAGUCGCAGGUAGACAUCAUCCAGUCACUUCUGACGCACAACCCAAAGGAACGACCGUCGGGAGCAGAGCUUCUCAAGAGCGGAAAGCUGCCGGUGCAGAUGGAGAGCGAGACGAUUCGACACGCGCUGGCCGAGUUGUCGGACCCGACGUCGCCGUACUACCAGAAGAUGCUGUCGAUGCUGUUUGCACGGCCGGUCGAGCAGGCGAAAGACUAUGCGUGGGACAUGUCUUCGAUGCAGACAGCGCCGAGCUCGCAGGACCUGAUGCGACAGUACACGGUCAAGGAGAUGCUGGUGUCGGUGUUCCGGCGACACGGUGCCGUGGAGACGACGCGCAGCUCGCUGUACCCGAUGUCUUCGCUGUACGGCGGGGCCAACGUGGUGCAGCUGCUGGACCGCAACGGAAAUCUGCUGCAGCUGCCGUUCGACCUGACGAUGGGUAAUGCACGGGCACUGGCUCGAUGCAUCACGGGUGGCGACGUGGUUGCCAAGUCGUACACGUUUGGCAGCAUCUUCCGGGAACGAGCAGGUGGCGGGCAGCCGAGCAUGUUUGGCGAGGUGGACUUUGACCUGGUGACGACACACACGCUGGAUCUGGCGCUGCGCGAGGCCGAGGUGAUCAAAGUGAUUGACGAGAUCACGGUGGCGUUUCCGACGCUGCGGAACAGCCCUCUGUGCUUCCAGCUGGGCCAUUCGGACCUGCUGAAGCUCAUCUUUGACUUCUGUGGCGUGGACAAGAAGGCAAGACGGGCAGUAGCAGACGUUCUGAGCCGACUCAACAUCCACGGCAUGACGUGGGCGAAGCUGCGAGUCGAGCUGCGGUCGCCGCUGGUGGGAGCGUCGACGACGAGCAUCGACGAGCUGCAAAAGUUUGACUUCCGCGACACACCCAGCAAGGCGUUCUCCAAGCUGAAGACGCUCUUCGUGGGCACUGACUCGUACGAGAGAGCGUCAUCGACGCUGGCUCACAUGCGCGAGGUGCACGAGUACUGCAAGCGACUGGGCGUGACCAACAAGAUGUACGUGUGUCCACUGAACACGUGGAACGAGGCCUUCUUCUCGGGCGGGAUCAUGUUCUCGUGCCUGCUUGACAAGAAGGUCAAGGACGUCUUCGCAGCGGGCGGACGGUACGACGGGCUCAUCAAGGAAUACCGGCCGCGGUUUGGGUCCAACAUUCCAGACGAGCGUCAUGCGGUCGGCUUCAGUCUCAACUGGGAGAAGCUGGCCCAGGCACCGCCACGGUCGAGCGGGAAGGCCUUUCUCAAGCGGGCUGCCGAGGAGGAGGCCAACGGGGCUUUUUCAGCGAAGCGGUGCGACGUCCUUGUGGCAAGCUUCGAUCCAACGAUCCUGCGGUCAGUCGGGGUGGAGCUGGUGCGGACGCUGUGGGCACACGGGAUCAGUGCAGAGCUUGCAGGCGACGCGCGGUCGACAGAGGAGCUGGUGUCGAAGAACCGGGACGAGGGUCACGCAUGGAUCGCGAUUGUGAAGCAGGAUGGCGUAGUGAAGAUCCGGACGAUGCCCGCGUCGGCGACCGGCGGUGGGGGUUUGGGCAGCGGCAGCGGCAGCGCAGCAGCGCACCGGAACAACGCACCGGACGUGGAGAUGGCGCUGUCGCAGGUGAUGGCAUGGCUGCGGGCAGAGAUGCGGGAGCGCGAGUCGACGCGAACAGGGACGAUAACGAAAGCAUCGGCGGCGGCGGCAGCGGCAUCGUCCUCGCUAGAGGGCAGCUCAGUAGGCGGCAGCCACGGAUUCGGACACCACGCGGCCAACGAACACGAUGGCUACGAUGGCCAGGACGUGCGAGUGCUCGUAGGCCACAACAAGAGCAAGAAGUUCAACCGGCAGGCAGUCGUGGAGCAGGCACAGGUCAACGCGGCGCGGCUGGUGCGGUCGUUUCUGGCUGGGCCGAUUGCGGCGGUCGAGACGACGGACCAGGUGCUGACCAUGAUCCAGGCCACCUCGCUCUCGGAUCCGGACAGCUGGCGGCGGCUGGAGCAGAACGUGAACACGGUCGAGAAGAAGUACGUGCGCGAGGUGCAGGGCAUGCUCGUGGACUGGCGGACGGCCUACGAGGUGGGCACAGGAUCACGACAUGCUUUCGUGUAUAACUUCCGGACGGGGACAUGUAUCUACUAUGAUUUGGGAGCAUGA
Molecule: messenger RNA, 5127 nt
Organism: Grosmannia clavigera kw1407
Lineage: Eukaryota; Fungi; Ascomycota; Sordariomycetes; Ophiostomatales; Ophiostomataceae
Product: protein kinase
Exons: 5
Coding region: 1-5127 (1708 amino acids)
Biological process (GO): regulation of translational initiation by eIF2 alpha phosphorylation; DNA damage checkpoint signaling
Molecular function (GO): ATP binding; eukaryotic translation initiation factor 2alpha kinase activity; protein binding
Source: RefSeq, a predicted model, not a curated record